ACAAAUACGGAGAGUAAUACCAAAGGUAAUUGAAACGGGGAUUCAAAUUUGGACUAACAUUGCACCCCACGGGCCCAGCUCAUCUGAGAGCCACUUGUCGAAAGAGAAUCCGAAUGCAUCGCGAGUUGUUUCAAGAGCAAAGAUGACAGAAGUGACGUCAUCAGAAUUAUCAGGAAUAAGAGUUGCACGGUAAUCCCCGGUUGAGAUAAGUGUUGCACACACCCCUCCAUAUCGAGCCCCGGGAAAAUUUAAAAGCCAUCUCAUGCUUUAACAUUGGUAUGUGAGGCCAUUCAUCGUUUCAUUAGCAAACAUGGACAUGGUAUACGUCAGAGUGUCAAUAUGGUCUGCGAAGAACGUAACUCCAUACCAGGGUAAAAGUCCAAUUCCCCAUUUUUUUUCCUAGAGAUAUUCUCCAGGGGUAUGAGUCUAAGGAAUGAAACAGAGGCCAUGUCCCUAUUCUGUCUGCUAAGAAUCGGACGAGACCCACGCCUCACGAUAGCAUUAUUAAUAUUCAAUUUCGCCAGGAAACCGCAACCACUCCAAUCACGCGGUAACAUUUCAUAGGUAUUAUCACCACAUUGCCAAUAAUUAAGGUACAGAAUCCCUAUGACUAAACCAACACUAUAUAUUAAAUCCAUGAUUAUAUGAGAAAUUGACACCACAUAUAUACAUAGCGUGGGCAUUCUACACUGUACACUGAAAGAGCUCUUUACAACGCAUCAGUAGAAGACUCCUGCCGUGGUGGAGAAGUACUCGGAACUGUAGAAGUUAUGCAAAGUACUUGAAGUAUACCUGAAGUGCCAAAAGUACUUGUAGAUUUCAUGCCCCUUUCAGACUGUAAUGUUAUUAAUACUCAACAGUAUGUGUAUUCAAGUAUCACUGACACGUUGCAGUCGGUAAAGGUAAAGGUGAAGGUAAUACUGAUAUAUUCUGUACAAUGCCAUAAUAUCCACAAUUUUAUUUGUCUUGUUCAUUAAGUUCAAAAGUGUGGUUUUUGUUCAUCAGCCUUCAUCGUCUUAUAUGCAGUUAAGGUCCGUGAAGUUUAGAUCGAGCUCGUGCAGCAGCUUCACACUUACUUCAGCAGUUCAAACAGACACCUGGUGUGGACCAUGAGUCAGGGGGAUUUCCUCAAACUGUCAUUUCUCACUACCGCUCUACAGGAAUUCACUUUGUCUCAUUUGUAGUUGAUGGAGCUCCUUUUGAUUAGGUGUCUCGCACUCGUCUGGAAUUUAAGACCUGAGAAAUUGGGACGACGGACAACGAAUGAAAGACACGUCGCCACGGCAUUAAAGGUGACGCUGACCAAGUAUAUGUGGACACAGCUGCAGUGGAAGCAGACGGUACCGGAGCGGGAGAGGCCCGAACCUCUGACUCGCUACCCAAGACUGGAGACCUGGCUCCUGACAGCUGACGUCACACCGCAGUUCAUACAGGCUGCAGCAGGGAAGCUCUCCGUGGACGGGUUGCUGCAGAUGUCCAGCUCUGAGCUGCAGGACACCAUGAGACGCCUGGGCUCCAACUCGGAGGAUCGUUCUCGCCUCACUGCCGCCCUCUCCUGCCUGAAGAGUGCUGAUGAAACAGGAGGCGACCAGAGGCCUGACUCCGACUCCUGCAGAUGUGAGACAAAACAGGACAGCAAUGACUUUUCUUCUACUAGCCCGCCGCCCGUGCGACCCACCAGCACCCGUGGCCCCUCCAUCUCCAUAUCAGUGGCACCUUGCUCAGUCGACCAAAGGCCAUGCGCGCCGGCUGACGAAUCGGCAGACGUCUUCACACUGGAGGCGAGCCCCCCUCACGCCACCCAAACGCCUAAGAUGCGCAGUGCCAAGCCCUCCCACACGACGCCGCCCUCUUCCCGCAAGCUGUUGCAGCUCCUCCCCAACAUUGCAAUGAAAAGAAGCAAGAGUCAAGAGUCGCAGCUGGCCAACCGCAUCGAGGAGCCUGCCUCACACUGGACCUGUAAGAAGAACAGAGUGCUGGCUGCCAUUCAGAUCAACGGCUGCGGGAACAGUCCUGAGGACUCGACUCUGCGAUCGCCGCUGCUGUCCGCUCGGACGCCCGGCCCGGUCCCAGCCUCGGCCCCGUACAUGAUGUCCGCCGUCCCCACCCUGCUGGACAACGGGACCAUACACAGAAGUUCCCCUAAGACGAUGAGGAGAGACAUUGGCCUGGCCAUAACGCACAGGUUUUCAACCAAGUCGUGGCUCUCCCAGACGUGCCAAGUGUGUCACAAGAGCAUGAUGUUCGGUGUGAAGUGCAAGCACUGCAAGUUUAAGUGCCACAACAAAUGUACCAAGGAUGCUCCCUCAUGUCGGAUAUCAUUUCUCACAUUGCCAAGGAUGCGCAGGGCAGAAUCAGUGCCAUCAGAUAUCAAUAAUCGGAUUAAUCACACAGCAGAGAUCCCACUGCAGUACGGCACUUUACCAAAGGCAAUAACCAAAAGGGAGCCUCCCCCCAAUUUAAACCAGCUGGAUUCCAGCAGUAACCCAUCCUCCGCCACCUCCUCCACACCUUCCUCUCCAGCACAUUUCCAGCAGAGUAACCCCCCGAGUGUCAGCACCACCCCCCCGGCCAACUCCUCACCGCGGGGCUCCUGCGACAGCCGCUUCCACUUCCCAGAUGUCCCCGCCGCCACUCAUACUGCUGCUCCUCAUUCCGCCAGCGGCCACGAGUCUGGUGUGUCCCAGGUGGGCCCCACUGACACACAGCUACCGGCUGCAGAACCAGGAGGGGAGGAGGGGGCAGAGGAAGACUACCCAGUCGGGGAUGAGGAAACAGCUGACCAGUACAGCAGCAAAAAGAGCUAUCCCACCGAGGAGUGUGAUGAGGACGGGCUCGAGGACCUGCCCUCUUCCAUAUGCCGCCGUGCGGCCGCCGGCCGCUGGAGGGGCCAGAUCUCUCGUAAAGCCAGCCAGACCAGCAUCUACCUGCAGGAGUGGGACAUCCCGUAUGAGCAGCUGCAGCUGGGGGAGCUUAUUGGCAAGGGUCGCUGGGGGAAGGUGCAUAAGGGCCGCUGGCACGGCGAGGUGGCCAUUCGCCUGCUGGAGGUCGACGGCAACAACCAGGAUCACCUGAAGCUCUUCAAGAAGGAGGUGAUGAACUACAGGCAGACCAGGCACGAGAACGUGGUCCUGUUCAUGGGCGCCUGCAUGGCCCCGCCCCACCUCGCCAUCAUCACCAGUUUCUGUACAGGUUUGACUCUAUACACAGUCGUGAGGGAAAGAAGUCACAUGCUCGACCUCAAUAAAACCAGACAGAUUGCACAGGAGAUUGUGAAGGGGAUGGGUUAUCUUCACGCCAAAGGCAUCAUUCACAAGGAUCUGAAGUCUAAGAACGUGUUCUAUGACAAGAAAAAGGUGGUCAUCACGGACUUCGGCCUGUUUGGGAUGUCUGGAGUGGUACAAGAAGGCAGAAGGAAGAACGUGCUGCGGAUACCCCAGGGCUGGAUCUACUACCUGGCUCCAGAGAUCGUUCGAAGGAUGAGCCCAGAGGUCGAGGAGGACCAGCUGCCGUUCUCCAAAGCUGCUGAUGUUUAUGCAUUUGGCACAAUCUGGUACGAGCUGCAGGUCGGAGACUGGCCCAUCACCAACCAACCUGUGGAGGCUAAGAUCUGGCUAGUGGGCAGCAACGAGGGCAUGAAGAAGGUGCUGGCAGAUGCCAACCUGGGCAAGGAGGUGACGGAGAUCCUGUCUUCCUGCUGGUCCUCGGAGGCAGACGACAGGCCGACCUUCACCCAGCUGGCAGGCAUGCUGGAGAGACUUCCCAAACUGAACCGCAGACUGUCUCACCCCGGACACUUCUGUAAGACUAAUGAGUUGUGGGAUCGUCAUCACUGUCUGGGAGAUCGCUGCCAUCAGGGCCUGCAUGCGCACAUGCAUGUACAAAUACAGCAGCUGAGAGGCAACGGUGCACUUUAAAACUGAAACUGGAUUUGAGUUUUUGAGACUGGAUUGAGCAAUUACUGAUUACAUUAUUAAUAAUAUAAGCUUUUUUUUCCAACUGUUUUCAGCAUUUGCAGCAUUUUCAACCUGUUUCAUGUGGUGGUGACAUGUGGUGUUAAUAGGCAUUGUUGUUGUAUUUAUUCUGCUCACACUGUGAACACGCCAAGGCAUUGUCGGCAUGUCGGCACUGUAAAUACCAGGUCUGAACUGGGCCAUGGAGCCAGAAUAAACAGUUGGGGUGCUGUGUUGGCAGCAAGAGAUUCCAUAGGUCAAACAGAACAGGCCCAUUAGCCAGUAAUGGGGGGGGGUGUCAGAGUUAAUAAGGAUUAAUAAUAAUAAUGAUAAUACCUGACAUCCUGGUCAGAUACUAUAUCAGUCAUAGCCUGGACAGCCUAUGAGACAAUGACAUUAUUAUAACAACAAUCUGCUGCUGAAACAAAAUGUCUUUCAUCACUGUCUCUAUUCUCAGUCGUUAGAUUCAAGUUCACAUCAAAAGGCUCGUUUCACCCCCAAUUUGCAAAACGGGCGUGUGCCUUUCCUGUGCUUCUGCAUCAUUUUAGUGAACUGGGUGUGGUUACUUAGACAGCGGAGUACAAUAUGAAACAUGAUAAAGCAAUGACCUAGUGCAUAUAUGUAUAUAAAGUGCAGGAGGUUGUAUUUAAUAUACAGUGCUCAUGUUUUUAAGAAAAAAAAAAGUUUUCAUUGCAACUGGUACUGCAUUCAUAUUUAUGUAUAGAUUUUAGACACUGUAAACUGUUGACAGUUGAUUGGUGUUUUUUUGGGGGUGGGGGAGGGGGUUGUACAGGAUGUGUUUUUACUUUGGAAGCUUCUGCUCUGAACAGCUGUAAACAUUAAAGCUGAUCUCCAAAGAC
Messenger RNA from Scophthalmus maximus (turbot), 4813 nucleotides. RefSeq names its product kinase suppressor of Ras 1-like. Gene Ontology annotation, molecular function: protein kinase activity; ATP binding. The record is from RefSeq and is a predicted model, not a curated record. Bases 1188 to 3917 code for a protein of 909 amino acids. Gene Ontology annotation, biological process: protein phosphorylation. NCBI's taxonomy places the organism in Eukaryota, Metazoa, Chordata, Actinopteri, Pleuronectiformes, Scophthalmidae. The transcript has 20 exons.